AUGCUGAAUCAGCUGUUAUGUAAUCAAAGAUUUUUGUCUGUUGAAAUAAAUUGAAAAAAAAAUUUCUGAUUGAGUUAACAUCUAACUGUAGAAGUAUACAGCAUUAACGAUAUAAUGAAACCACAAGUGAGGGCCUCUACGGUGUUGGAAAGAACCUCACAUUACUUGAAAGUGGGUGUGUUAAAAGAAAAGCCAGCUUGGUUUGAUGUGGUAGGUGCCCAUCCUCCUAUACUAGACUUGAGUAAGAAACCAAAGAAGAUUGAUUUAAAACAAACUGAUAUAGAUCCUUCCUUAAAGUUAGAUAAUGAUAAGGGUAGUGUCGAAGGUAAGUUCUUCAAAACUAGAAUGAAUUCUACUGAUAGAAAACAACAACAUAAUGCUAUAUCAAGAAUUCCUAAAUUACAAUUCUUAGAAGAUGAAUUAAGAGAUGUAUUUUAUCAUCAACAUCCAUGGGAAUUUUCAAGACCAAAGAAUUUAAUUGAAAAUCAAGGUGAUGAAUAUAAAAACUUAGAUUGGUCCCAUAUGUUACAAUUUACAAAACCCCUUGAUGGUGAGUCUGUGGUUCAAAGAACUCUUUGGAUAUUAACCAAUCAAAAUAAUGAAAUCAAUAUCAACAAUAAUAAUAAUAAUAACGAAUCCCCUAAAAUAACAUUAUUUGAAGCAUAUGAUAAAGCCAGAUUUGAAUUCUAUAGAUUAAGAAUGGAAGAAGAAAUGAAUAGUGCGGUAUCAAGAGAAGAAUCAACCAUGUAUGGUGCCAUUUAUCCAUCUACUAACUUAGAAUGGGGUGUUAAGAAUGAACAAGAAUACAUUGAUUUAUGGGCUAAGAUUGCUGAAGAAAAGACUAGAGUUCUUGAAGCUUCAAGAGAAAGAAAUAAUAGUACAGCCAGUGGUAAAUCUACUAAAGGUGGAGAAACUGGAUUAGAAGAUUUAAUUGAUUCAAGUUCAAUUUGGGAACAAAAUUUUAGUAGUGACAUUGCUGGAGCCAAAGCUAAAUCUAAGCUCAAUGAUAGUAAAUAAAUUAUAAGUUAUUUGUAAAUAACCCAACCAACCAACCAACCAAUUCCAUUUGUAAAUAGUUUACCAGAAAGCUACAUAUAUACAUAUAAUUUAUACUGAAACCUUUCUUUGCAUAAUCUAUAUUUUGUAAAUUAAAAUGUACACAAAUACCUAUAUAAUAUUUAAAGAUCAACCAACUACUUUUAUGUUAAUCGUCUUAUAAUUGAUAAGAUAUAUGAAUAAAACCCAUAAAGGGCAAAAAAAAUUGAUACGUAAAAUUCUAAUGAAUCUGAAUGAUUUGUUGUAGGAGUACGUGGAAUGAAAUAAAUGCAAUAAAUAACGUUAAGAUCCAUUGACUCAUUGUCGUUUCAAAAGUAAACUGAGUAUGUUUCCUAAUGAUGUUCUUCAUGAUGACUAUCUUUGGUUAAGAAUAUCUUUUCAUAAGCUAAAUAACCGGAGAAUGCAACAAUAGCAAUUCCAAGACCAGGGAAUGCAUUCUUAAAUCUAUUUAUUCUGGUGAA
Molecule: messenger RNA, 1517 nt
Organism: Scheffersomyces coipomensis
Lineage: Eukaryota; Fungi; Ascomycota; Pichiomycetes; Serinales; Debaryomycetaceae
Product: mitochondrial 37S ribosomal protein mS23
Exons: 1
Coding region: 115-1017 (300 amino acids)
Cellular component (GO): mitochondrial small ribosomal subunit
Molecular function (GO): structural constituent of ribosome
Source: RefSeq, a predicted model, not a curated record